CAGCAGCUCAGAGGCCUGAGCGGCUUCAGCUUCACUCUGCCAUCCUCACAGAAACCUCCUCCUGGAGGAUCCUCAGUGCAGUCAGGUUCACGGAUCGCUCGCUCAUGAAUGGGUCACAGCUCUCCACCCCGGAUCACAGGACUUCCAGCAGUUCUUCACGGACGGACGGGGGUUUCUCCUCAGCUUUGUGGUGGGGGGGCACAUGUGAGACUCGGCCUGCAGGCGGGAGGACAACCUUGAGGGACCAUCUGUGGGAAGCCGCUGGAUCCUGAGAUGCCAGAAGAAGUUAAUAAAGACGCCAUGAGAACUCCAGCGACUUCAGAUAAGGCCACCAACAGCGAGCGCCCUGCAGCCACGACUGUCAACAUCCCUCUGGUUAAUGAAGUCCAGCUGACGGCGGCCACCGGCGGCGCAGAGCUCUCCUGCUAUCGCUGCACCGUCCCGUUCGGCGUGGUGGUGCUCAUCGCCGGCAUCGUGGUCACGGUGGUGGCUUACAGCUUCAACUCCCACGGAUCGACCAUCUCCUACUUCGGCUUGGUGCUUCUGUCGGCCGGGCUGCUGCUUUUGGCGUCCAGCGCCAUCUGCUGGAAGGUGAGGAUGGAGAGGAAGAAGGAGCGGCGGCGGGAAAGUCAAACCGUCCUGGUCACCAACCAGAGGAGCAUCUUCUCCUGAUUUACCGGGUUUGGGUUUCGGCAGCUGCCGCCGCAGAACACAAAGCUUUGAAGACGUUGUUGAGGACUUGUUCUGCAGAUGUGGAGCAUCUGGCGAGCCGGGAACGCCGCCAGGAGGAAAGUUUCACAAUUAAGACGAAUGACCGCUGCGAGCUGCAGCCAACAGGAAGUCUCUCAUUAAUCUGCCGCCGCUUUGAUUGGAGUGGAGGAGGAAAGCCGGGAAAAGAAACGCUGAGGAGGAGGACGGGACCUGGAAACGGAGGAUUCACACCUUUGAAGCUUCAGCGCACUUUUACCAACUUUUUCAGCGUUUUGUGGAGGAACGGUACGGGACGCAGGGAGGACUUUACUCCCAAGAAACUCUUUGAUUCUUAAUACAUCUGCUAUAACAUCUGACUGAGUUUAUUAUUAAUUCUCAUGGAAAAUGUGAAAUUCUCAAACUGUAAAAACAUAUAAAAUGUCCUAUUUGUCUUCUUUAACUGAGACUUGUACUAACUGCAAAGUAGAAGAAUGACUUUAAUAAAAAAUAUUAUAACAGAGAA
Oryzias melastigma (Indian medaka) is the source of this 1213-nucleotide messenger RNA. RefSeq names its product transmembrane protein 100a (gene tmem100a). Gene Ontology annotation, biological process: cellular response to BMP stimulus. The transcript has 2 exons. The coding region runs from base 274 to 672 and encodes 132 amino acids. The record is from RefSeq and is a predicted model, not a curated record. Lineage: Eukaryota; Metazoa; Chordata; Actinopteri; Beloniformes; Adrianichthyidae.